This is a messenger RNA of Suillus paluster, 711 nucleotides long. RefSeq lists its product as uncharacterized. Bases 1 to 711 code for a protein of 236 amino acids. NCBI's taxonomy places the organism in Eukaryota, Fungi, Basidiomycota, Agaricomycetes, Boletales, Suillaceae. The record is from RefSeq and is a predicted model, not a curated record. The transcript has 4 exons.
AUGUCAACACCAAAACAUUUGAAACAACCCCUACCACGACAAGCUGGAGACAAGGAGUCUUCUCAUAUGGCCAGUUUAGAGAACCUCUGCCCAAAGCCACGCUUUACUCUUCCCAGUGUCGCAGCUCUGCAUUCAGACGCCUUCGCGCUGGGUUUCAGCAACGCGGAGCGUCAAGCUGCAGCUCGUGCUUUGCUUAGGCACAAUUCACAUCAAGAUGGCUCCCACUAUCACACAAAGACCGCUGGAUGGAGGAUGAUAACACACGAGGAGUUUGUAGAAGCUGCACUUGAGGAUGUUUUCGAUGCACUUUGUAUGCAGGACUGCCUGGAUGGCGGGAUCUCACUGCUUAUCCGUUGCCCUGGGUCUCAGGCAAGAGACAGUCUGACACCUGAACAGAUUGCCGUCGACGUCUACGUCACUCCCCGCGAGCUUCAUGAGUACCCAGAACAGAUUGGAGGGGACGUCUCACUCUUUGUGCAAGGAUUCUGCGAGCAGAUAGCCAAAAACCACCUUCAACACUUCACAGAGCGGUGCCGCAUUGAAGGCAUUCAGCCUCCCCAUCGCUGUGGAUCCAACGGGGUCUCAGGCCUUGCCAGCUCCUUUGGUCCUGACUGGCUCAUGCAUCCAAUGCUCCGCUCGUCCUCCACAUACAGUGGCUCAAAAAACUGUCCGCAUGUUUUCACAUUUUUCACUAUCUAUGAUAUUGUGUGA